Diabrotica balteata is the source of this 4317-nucleotide messenger RNA. Lineage: Eukaryota; Metazoa; Arthropoda; Insecta; Coleoptera; Chrysomelidae. The record is from the annotation of a GenBank genome assembly.
AUGUUCAUGUUUCGCAGCAAGAAGACAAACCUCACUAAACGCCUGGUAAAGGCCAGAAAACGGAGAGGCAAUGAAGCCAGGCGUACGGUUGAGGAAGAAGCGGAAAUUGGCGUCGUGAACCUCUUGAAAAGACUCCAGGAGAACCAACUCGAGAUGCUCCUGCGAGCGAUAGAAACCAGAGGUCAAGAUUUGAGCCAUUGCGUACUGUUGCCGCGGACACAAGGAGAAGAGCCACACGUGUUGUUCUGUCAAACGUGGAGAUGGCCAGAUUUGAGAAAGGGCAGCGAACUGAGAAGGUUGCCGAUGUGUAGGUCGGCAUGUGAUCUUGUCUAUGAUUGUUGCAAUCCUUACCACUGGAGCAGAUUGUGUCAGCCUGAAAUACGGCCACCUCCCUAUAGUCGAAUAAAUAUGGAACGAUUAAAACCUGAAGAUCGUGCUCCAAGAGAAGCCCCUCUAGUUUGUCGAGAUUCCUAUCCUGGUUCGCUUACAACGAACGGAGAUUCUGUGAAUCCCCUGGAAUGGUGUAGGCUAGCUUAUUGGGAAUUGUCUAAUCGAGUCGGUCCACUCUUCCCUGUGGAGCCUCCUGCCGUGAAUAUUUUUGGAAACGUAUCCCAUCCCGAUGGCCUUAGCUUAGAAACCUUAGCUCGACAUAGUUUUAGUCCUCCCAAGUCAACGGUUGAAAAAGCUAGGUGUAAAAUUGGUUUAGGAGUAACACUAUCUCGGGAAGAUGAGUGCGUCUGGGUAUACAAUCGCUCGGACAAUCCCAUCUUCGUGAAUUCCUUGACUCUGGAGGAUUCAGAUUAUCUCUCACCUACUAAAGUACCUGCCGAGCACUGCCUUUGUGUUUACGACCCCGUGAAGGCGGCUCAACAAAAUUUUGGAUGGAACUUCACCCGUCCGCACAUAGGGCCUAUCGAUACUAAUUCCAUAACGAUAAGUUUUGUCAAAGGAUGGGGCCCAAAUUAUUGCAGACAGGAGAUCGCGUCGUGUCCGUGUUGGUUAGAAAUCUUACUGGCUCCAUGUAGGUGAUUAAUAACCAUCCUGGGGUAUUUCGGGAGGAGGAUGGACUUUUAUUUUUUGGAAGGUGUACAAAAUAGACGUUCUAUUGUGAUUUCAGAAAUUUACCUAUUAAGGCUGAUACAUCUGAAAUAAAAUGCUGCUUUAUGCGAGAUGUAUAUGGUGGUUAAAUUUUGCUGUUCCGUCCGGUUUUUGUAUACAGGUUAUCCCGAUGACAAAAAUCAACGUCUGUUACGUAUUUUUGUCGAUAAGCAGCUCAAUAUUUACUAAUAUAAAGAACAAAUAAUAAGGAUGAGAUAGGAGUUACGUAAUGUUCUAUUUAAAUUUCAUAGUUACAUACUAACAUAAUACGGGAUCUGUUUCUCUCGCAUUUACGUGUUAAACUAUAUUUUAAUAUUUUUUCUUUGUGUCGUCUUAGACGUUUAUUACUGUCAUAAGGAUAAUACCUACCAUAAAUGUAAAGAGUAACUAUAAGGCUUCUUCAGAGGCUUGUUUAGUCCCACAGGUUUUGAACACUGUGAUCGAAAUCCAAGCAUUCCUAAGACACACUAAAUAAAACACUGUACGUAUGUUCCGUUACAAGCAUAUUCUUUUGGAAUACUUGGGUUUCCAAAAUAAUUCAGAAUAAGAUUGUAAGGAGCUUGAUAUCCACCAAAUAUUUUUUUCAUUGACAAAAAGUUAAGAAAUUGACUAAACCGUCUCAGAUUGAUUGUCAAUUCUGUAUAAAGUAUGUCACUGGGGUUCACAAGCUUUUUCUUAUUUAAUUUAAAAUACAUCUCGGGUAUCACCAUAUGGAUUUAGAAGAAAAUAACUACAAAUAUACAACAUAAAAUAAUUAUCAACCAUUAAACAAUCCUUAUUAAACCAAACAACAACGUAGUUCUUUUAAACCAAAAAAUUAUAUUCACCGUGGGGCUCUUUUGCGACAAGACUAGACAAUGAAUGUCAGAAAUUACCUAAUAAAGCCCUAGUGACAUUACAUGAUACAGAAAGUAUCACUUUUAAAAAGUGAUAGUCUAAUUUAUUGUUAUAAAACUGACUCUACGGACUCUACUAAAGAAUCUUAUCGUGUUUUCAGUACUCGCCUUAUACAUUUUCUAACGAUUUUAGUAAUACAAACUGUAAGUCUAAAAUUUCGAACAUACUGGUAUAAAUUGGCGUGACAAUUUCGUAAACAUUGGAUCUAUUUUUGGUAUUCAAACGUUUAAAUUUUGCUUCAGAAAGUUUAUUUUACAAUAUACAGCAUUAUCGUGAUGAACAUUUUUACAAAUACACAUAUUUACAAUGUUUAAAUGUUUCUGUAUGGCAUAGCCUUGUGUAAUUAUAUAAUAAGGAAAGAUAUACGUUGGCAAAAUCUGAAAUUUACUGCAAUAUCAUCUGACAUGAUAGUAGAAUAUUGGACUAUCACGUGGAGGACAAGUUCUAUAUUUGGUAGGGGUGAAACCAUCUAUAUAUUUUUAAAAUUAUCCAAAUCGACUCAAUCUCAUUAUGGCCUGAGAAACAAUUUAAGUACUUAUUAUUAUUUAAGAUGUGACCUUUUAGGAGAAUUUUGAAGAUACCAUGAACCGAUCAUAUUACGAACGAAAUGGUGUUGCACAGAAUAAGAAAAGACAGAGAAUUUUUGACCACUAUUAAAAGGCGAAAGACAGCAUAUUUGGGGCACAUACUGAGAAAUGAUAAGUACGAGUUGUUGCAGCUGAUUAUGAAGGGUAAAAUCGAAGGAAAAAGAGGUCCUGGUAGGUAAAUAUCCUGGCUGAAAAACAUUCGCGACUGGACCGGAGUAAACACACAAACGCCUUAAGAAAAGCAGAAGAUAGAGUCGAAUUUGCAAUGGUUAUAGCCAACCUUCAUUAGUGGAGACGGCACUAGAAGAAGAAGAUUAUUAUUUGUUACUGAUAGAUAAACAGUUGAACCAGAUAUCCUGAAAGUACUGGUAGAUGAAAUCAAGUGAGUAAACCAUGCGAAAACUGUGGGGUUUCCUAUGGAAAUCUGCAUGAAAAUUAAAUUUUGUUUUAUAAAUAAAAUCGCAUGUUCUGUGACAAAACUUUUUCCUUAUAGAUGAGGCAAUGCAGCAAUAAACUUACCAUUUUUUUGCAGUUGAAUGGAUACCAAUGCCACUUGUUGUAUUCGGUUCGUAUGAGUGUCGGGAAAUUUUGUGAACUAAAAUGAUAAUGUAGAAAUGAAAAUUGCCUUUUUUGAACAAGAAAAAUACUACAGUUCUGUGGAAAUUUGAUACAAAAUCAGUGCAAACUCGUUACUCGGUGGUUUCUGGGGUCGCUGAUUACAAAUAUCAUGAUGCACAAACUUUAGGAUACGGGGCACAUUCUUAACACCAGGUACCAUAGAGACCAUCGCUGAUAUGAUAUUAGUGUUUAGCGACCCUAAAACCCAUGAGUAUCGAGUUUGUAGCUGUCUCGCUCACCAUCGCCGACAUGAUUUGAGUUGGUAUUUUCAUAAUUAUUGAUGCAUCUUUUCAUUGUACUCUGUGUUCAUUGUCCUAGGCAUGUUUGCACACCUCUGACUAGUCGAAGUCUCUGCUUUUUAUGUAUGUUUUAUGCUCGUUUAUCCUGACACUUAGUGUUCUUGCGGUUUCUCCCACAUAAAAAUUGUUGUAUUGAUAGGACAUUUUAUAGAUGCAGUUCUUUGAUCUUUCUUCCGUGUUGUUGUUAGGUUUGGUUUUUAAUAGGAUAGAUCCUUGCAUUGUCAAAUGGACAAUUUUCUUUGCAUAUGUUUCAUCAUAAAAUAUUUUUUACUGGGCUAAUCUGCACGUAUGGGCAAGCUUUUUAAAAGAUUCCGAUUGACUGGUAAACUUACUAUUUACACCGAGUGGGUAAUGACUCAGGAAGGCGAUAUACCCUACUUCAGCUGAUCAUGCAGGGUAAAAUAGACGCAAAGAGAUCGAGAAGAAGGAAAAUCUCACGACAAGGAAACCUCCGUGAAUAGUUUUGCGGCAUCCCCAUUGAACUGUUUAGGUGUCAGCAUGAAUAAUAAUAAUAGCUUAAAUAUUUAACGUUUGGCUAGAUAUGGCUCUAUAAGAAGACAAAGCAAGACAAUGAACUGUAAAGGCCCACAGGCACCAUAAGUUUGUUUGCCUUGUAAGGUGUAAGUCUUAGAAAUAGUGGACAGUAAGUAUAUAACUUAAAAAUGUUUCCUCUUUUGUCUAUUUGGGCAUCCCUGACCGCCUUUUAGUCCUUGCCAAUUGCGGAGAAGACCUUCAAAAUCUAAUGAACAAAAUAAAACAGACUUGUGAUCAGUAUGGAUUAAAACUCAACGUUAAGAAAACUAAAUAUAUGAUAGUUA